Acanthoscelides obtectus is the source of this 759-nucleotide messenger RNA. Lineage: Eukaryota; Metazoa; Arthropoda; Insecta; Coleoptera; Chrysomelidae. The record is from the annotation of a GenBank genome assembly.
AUGAAACCAUCUAAACUGCAAGAUCAUCUGAGAAGAUGCCACCCUGAUAAAACAGAGAAAGAUUUGAAAUACUUUCAAACACUCAAAGAUAAAUUUCAGAAGAGACCUACACUGGACAGAAUGUUCGCUUCGACGUCACAAAGAAAUGAUUAUGGUUUGCGGGCGUCUUACAAUAUCUCGUUACUUAUAGCAAAAUCCGGAAAACCGCAUACUAUCGGAGAGAAGUUAAUUUUGCCAGCCGUUGAAGAGGUUUUAAAAACUGUUUUACACAAACCUGCAUCUGAUAUCAUUAAAAUAAUUCCCUUAAGCAACAAUACUGUUGAAAGACGUAUUGAUGAAAUGAGUUCUGAUAUUGAAAGCUUCUUAUGUAAUUAUUUUCAAACGACCCAUUUCUCUAUACUACUGGACGAGUCAACUUUACCUGAUAAUGCAGCAUUAUUAUUGGCAUAUGUUCGUUUUAUUAUGAAUCAAGAAAUCUACGAAGAACUGCUCUGCGCAAGAACUUUGAUAACCGAUACUAAAGGUGAAUCAAUAUUUCAUGUUUUGAAGGAUUACUUCAUUGAAAAAGCAAUUCCUUUAUCAAAUAUAAUAUCAGUAGCUACACAUGGAGCACCUGCCAUGUAUUUGAUCAAUAUCAAUAUAAGGUCCAGAAACGAAGAGCCUGAAAACGAGAACGAAAUCCUUCUGCAUGGGAACUUAAUAUGCUCAAAGAAAAAGGAAACAGGUGUGAGUCGUAUGCAUGUUUUCGAAAAAAAGUAG